AUGGGGUCAUCAAACGAGGACCAGAUCUUGGUACAGACUGUUGUUCCUCAGAGGGUCAGACCAUUUGAAGUCCGAAUCACCAUUUUGGUCGGAGAUCAGGGCCAUCGAUGCUAUCGCCGUGUCUUGUGUCGUUAUGUCGUUGUGCGACGAGAGCUUCCCGUGGCUAGUUAUUGCCCUGGGCAAACAGCCCCAGUUAUGUAUACCGUACAUAAUACCGGGUUGAGCCUGAUCGGCCGGGACUUGACAACUUUGGAGAUUGAUAGCGGCACCAGUUCUCUGGACCAGUGCUGGCCAAAAUUUGGCGGCUAG
Fusarium poae is the source of this 309-nucleotide messenger RNA. RefSeq lists its product as uncharacterized. Lineage: Eukaryota; Fungi; Ascomycota; Sordariomycetes; Hypocreales; Nectriaceae. The record is from RefSeq and is a predicted model, not a curated record. The coding region runs from base 1 to 309 and encodes 102 amino acids. The transcript has a single exon.